UUUUUUCUCAAAAAUUAUUUCAAUUUUUUCUUAAAAAUUAACAAUUUUUUUUUAAUGUCAUCAUUUUGAAUCAUCAUCAGAUUGAUUUUGUCCACAAAAUUUUUGUUUUUCUCGGUGUUUUCAUAUUGAGCUUUUGAAGCUCUUUGUUUGUUGGUUCCAUACGACAAUUUUUUUUAAAAUAAAAAAAGAUGACAUUUAAUGUUGCACCAUUUUUACCAGCAAUGGUACCAUUGGCUACAUUUUUAUGGAUACGUGCUGCUGAUCAUUCAACAUUUUUAUCAAGAAAUACAUGGGAUCCUGAAUAUGAUUAUAUUGUUAUUGGUGCCGGUUCGGCUGGUGCUGUUGUUGCAAAUCGUUUAUCUGAAGAUCAUCAUACAAAAGUAUUAUUAUUGGAAGCUGGUGGUUCUGAAAAUCUAUUCAGUGAUAUACCAUUAGCAGCGGCUAAUUUACAAAUGACACCAAUCGAUUGGGCAUAUCAAACUGAACCACAACAAACAUCUUGUUUUGGUCUUAUUAAUCGAGUAAGUUUGAUUUUUAAAAAAUUCAUUUUUUUUUUGGUUAAUUUGUCCAUCCUACAGCGAAGUAGAUGGCCACGUGGCCGUGUAAUGGGUGGAUCAUCCGUUUUAAAUUAUAUGCUCUAUGUACGUGGAAAUCGUCGUGAUUAUGAUCAAUGGGAAGAAAUGGGAGCUUAUGGUUGGAAUUGGCAAAAUGUUCUACCUUAUUUCAUCAAAUCAGAAGAUAAUCGUGAUCCAAUUAUUGCAUCAAAUGGUUAUCAUGGUGUUGGUGGUUAUUUAACUGUAUCAAGUCCAUCGGAUAUUACACCAAUAUCGUUAGCAUUUCCACAAGCAGGAAAAUACCUAGGUUAUCCAAAUUCCGAUAUUAAUGGACCAACACAAACUGGUUUUGUUAUACCGCAAGGUACAAUACGUCGUGGUGCACGUUGUUCAACUGCUAAAGCAUUCCUGUCAUCAAUUCGUGAUCGUUCAAAUUUACAUGUGUUAACAUUUGCAUAUGUUACACGUAUUUUAUUCAAUGAAAAUCGUCGUGCUAUUGGUGUACAAUUUGAUCGUUUUGCAUUAACACAUAUGGUUAUGGCACGUAAAGAAAUUAUAAUUUCAGCCGGUUCUGUUAAUACACCACAAUUGCUAAUGUUAUCCGGUGUUGGACCAAAAGAUCAUUUACAAGCACUUGGUAUACCUGUUAUUGCUGAUCUACCGGUUGGUGAAAAUCUUCAAGAUCAUAUUUAUCCAGGUGGUAUACAUUUUCAAGUUGAUGCAAAAUAUUCAUUCGUACAACGAAGAGUUGUUACUAUACCAAAUUUAUUAUCUUAUUUUGCUUCUGGUCGUGGUCCUUUAACUGCAUUAGGUGGUGUUGAAGGUCUUGGUUUUAUCAAUACAAAAUAUGCUAAUAAAACGGCUGAUUAUCCUGAUUUUGAAAUACAUUUAGUUAGUGGUGGUCCAUCAUCUGAUGAUGGUCAAACAUUUCGUCGUGUACAAGGACUAACCAGACAAUUAUGGCGACAAGUUUAUCAACCUUAUAUAACAACAGAUUCAUUUUCUGUUUAUCCAGUUAUGUUACGUCCGGAAAGUGUUGGCUAUAUAAAACUUCGUUCAUCAAAUCCAUAUGAUCCACCUAUAAUUGAUCCAAAAUAUUUAACACAUCCAAAAGAUAUAUUGAAAAUGGUUGAUGCAAUGAAAAUAUCGAUUGCUGUUGGCCUAACACCGGCAUAUCAAAAAAUGAAUGCACGUUUAUUUGAAACAAUUUUUCCUGGUUGUGAACAUUAUCAAAUGUGGAGUGAUGAAUAUUUAGCUUGUGUUGCAAGAAGUUAUACGGCAACAAUUUAUCAUCCAGUUGGAACGGCUAAAAUGGGUGCACCAUGGGAUCCAACAGCCGUUGUUGAUCCAGAACUUCGUGUUCUAGGUGGUAUUAGUGGUUUACGUAUUGCUGAUGGUUCAAUAAUGCCCAAGAUUGUAUCGGGCAAUACAAAUGCACCAAUCAUAAUGAUUGGUGAAAAAGCAGCCGAUCUUAUUAAAGGUAUUAAUUUGCCAAGGUAUGAUAUGGAUGAUGAAACGAAAAUAACAUUAUCAAGACAAUCAAUAGCCAAAAAUGAUCAAUCAAAAUCGAAUUGAAACUUUUUAAUCAUCUGACAAUCACUAAACCAAAAUUCACAAGUGCCAUUCUAGCCGAACACCAAAUAUAUACCGGGUUUGAUCAAUUUUUUUUUUUUGAAUUUGUUUAAUUUAUUAACUUUUUUGUUUGUCGUCGAACUUGUAUGUUUUUUUUCUCGGCC
This is a messenger RNA of Dermatophagoides pteronyssinus (European house dust mite), 2290 nucleotides long. RefSeq names its product glucose dehydrogenase [FAD, quinone]-like. NCBI's taxonomy places the organism in Eukaryota, Metazoa, Arthropoda, Arachnida, Sarcoptiformes, Pyroglyphidae. The record is from RefSeq and is a predicted model, not a curated record. Gene Ontology annotation, molecular function: oxidoreductase activity, acting on CH-OH group of donors; flavin adenine dinucleotide binding.